CUCUCUCUCCACAGUUAGCAUGCUAGGCUACCCCCGUUAGCUCCUCAGAGUAGAGACGCACCGGCUCCAUCCACACCCCGGUGCCGUUAGACCCGACCCUUGCUUAACACACCACCGACCCACCAAGCUCACCGACGGGACGCGCAGUGUCUGUUCCUCCAGUGAAGAUGAUUAAGCUGUUUUCCCUGAAGCAGCAGAAGAAAGACGAAGAGUCUGCGGGAGGAAACCGCUCCGGAUCCGGGGGGAAGAAAGCCAGCGCGGCCCAGCUCAGGAUACAGAAAGACAUUAAUGAGUUGAACCUACCAAAGACGUGUGAGAUCAACUUCCCUGACGACGAUGACCUCCUGAACUUCAGACUCAUCAUCUCACCUGAUGAGGGUUUCUACAAAGGAGGGAAAUUCGUCUUCAGCUUUAAGGUAGGACAGGGUUACCCCCACGACCCCCCUAAGGUAAAGUGUGAGACAAUGGUGUAUCACCCCAACAUCGACCUGGAGGGAAAUGUUUGCCUAAAUAUCCUAAGAGAGGACUGGAAGCCUGUGUUGACAAUAAACUCCAUCAUCUACGGUCUACAGUAUCUAUUUCUAGAGCCGAACCCAGAGGACCCCCUGAACAAGGAGGCGGCGGAGGUCCUGCAGACGAACCGGCGGCUGUUUGAGCAGAACGUGCACCGCUCGCUGCGGGGGGGCUACGUGGGCGCCACCUACUUCGAGAGGUGUCUUAAAUAACUCGGCGUCCCAUGAUUCCCCCCCCCCCCACUCUCCCCCCUCCCCCCCUCUUCCCCCCCAGUCCUGCAGACAGAAGCAGGACCUGCGGCGGAAGCAGCACGCCAGAAGACGCUUUUCAGUUUCAAAACAAAAGAAGAAGAAACCCCCCCCCCUUCUCCUUUUGUCUCCCCCUCCUCCUUCCACCCCCCCCCUUAUUUCUCUCUGUUUAACUUCCAAGACGCAAACCUUCAACCGUUUACACGCCGCAGGACGCCGACACACAACACAGAACUGGACUCAAAAAGAUGGCCGACAGCGAGCGGCGGCCGGGGUGAGGAUUGGGGGGGGGGGGGGGGGGGGGGUUUCGGGUGAGUCGAAGAUUCUCCUCGACGAUGAUAAUGAUGAUGAUACCCACAUGAAUUAUUUUAUUUUUUAUUUUCGGUGUGUGGCCCCUGCGUCAGUCAGCUGAUCAGAAUGACACGCCCCCCUCCGUCUCGCAGCCUCUGAUUGGUCGUUGCUCAGCCGGCAGCAAACUCCAAACUCACUAAACACACCAUCGUCUCCGCCCACAACGCCGUCCUCCUCAAACACAGAAAACAGCAAAUCCACAUCAGGGGGAGGGGCUUGCAAUAUUAAUGGGAGGGGAUUUAUAGUAAAUGGGAGGGGCUUUGUAUGAAGUGGGAGGGGUUUCAGUCUCAACAACAGCCUUAAAAAAUCUCUUAAAGUUCCCUUAAAAUGAGACGUGAUCAUAGAUGCCAGUAACCUGACAAACUUGGUGAUGUCACAUUGAGUGGGAGGGGCCAGUCGGAGAAAGGGGAGGUGCUUGUUCUCCUAACAGUACCAGUGAAGCCUUAAAAAGUCCCUCUCUGUAGCCAGCUGUGUAGGGGGAGGGGCUUGUACGAUCAGACACGCCUUAAAAAGUUCCUCACAGCCAGAAGGCAACACAUGUCAGCCUGAGAGGGAGGAUCCUAGUGAUGUUAGAGUGGGGGGGCUUGUCAGAUGGUUACAUGACUAGAGAUGAGUCAGUUUGGAGUUUGCUGCUAAAACACACACACACACUGAGAGCAUUGGGGGCGGAGCAUCCUCUCCAGAGGGAGGGGCCAUGUGGGAGGGCGGGGUCACAGCGGGAGGGGCUUAACGCAUUAGGACUCUCUUGUGUAUAUUGAAACCCCGGCUGUUCACAUUGACUGCAAUAUGAUUUAUGUUAAAUAAAAUAUAAACUUGAAUGAUUGUAACCGAUGUGGCGUGUGUUUCCCAUCAGAGUCUAACGGCCCCCCAGGUACGACAGCUGGCUCGACUCAUGAUCUAAAAGUUAAACCCCCACAAUUUGGAUUUAAAGUCAAACUCAAAAUAAACUGGUCAGAUCAAAAAAAGAAGUGUCCUAUUUGGAUAUCCUCUUCCGCAGUAACUCUUUGAUAGAUAGGUUCAGGCGGGGGGGUUGUGAGGGUUUGAGGUUGUUUAUUUUUUUAAAUGCAGAAAACAAACUUUGGACAUAAAUAUUCAGUUUAGUAUUCACCUCAUUAAACCAAAGAUAUCUUCCAAUCAAUAAAAGCUUGUUAAAUCAUUUUGUAAUCUAAUCAUAAAUCUGAAUAAACAGGAAGUGGAGUUUAAAGGAAGACACUGCACAGCGUGGAAACAGUCUUUAUUUAACAGUGAGUCAGGUGACGCAGCAAAGUGUUCCUAUUGGCCGGAAGAAGAGGGGGCGUGCCAUCUCCAUGAAAGUGACUUAAUAAAAACAGCCUUUUAGAAAUCCUUCUGUUGACACUAACACAACGUGAAUACAUUUCAUAAUUAUUAUUCAACCUCACUUCGUUAUCCUCCAUGGGUCUUUUUGGAAAUAUUAAAGGAGAUUUCUACCUAUAAAUCAA
This is a messenger RNA of Eleginops maclovinus (Patagonian blennie), 2572 nucleotides long. It is a transcript of the gene ube2m, whose product is annotated as ubiquitin conjugating enzyme E2 M. The transcript has 6 exons. Bases 168 to 725 code for a protein of 185 amino acids. Lineage: Eukaryota; Metazoa; Chordata; Actinopteri; Perciformes; Eleginopidae. The record is from RefSeq and is a predicted model, not a curated record.